Schistocerca gregaria is the source of this 6729-nucleotide messenger RNA. RefSeq names its product single-minded homolog 1-like. Bases 96 to 1787 code for a protein of 563 amino acids. Gene Ontology annotation, cellular component: cytoplasm; nucleus; transcription regulator complex. The transcript is spliced from 11 exons. Gene Ontology annotation, biological process: regulation of transcription by RNA polymerase II. Lineage: Eukaryota; Metazoa; Arthropoda; Insecta; Orthoptera; Acrididae. Gene Ontology annotation, molecular function: DNA-binding transcription factor activity, RNA polymerase II-specific; protein dimerization activity; RNA polymerase II transcription regulatory region sequence-specific DNA binding. The record is from RefSeq and is a predicted model, not a curated record.
AAUUCAAGAGGCGCGCUGCCCCGACCCGACUUCAUAAUUAGCGAUUAGCGGGCAAGGUUGGCCGUCCGGGGCAGGGCGCCGCCACGCCGCCAGACAUGUUCGCCGGGCUCGUCCGUACCACGAGCGUGAUGAAGGAGAAGAGCAAGAACGCGGCCCGCAGCCGGCGCGAGAAGGAGAACGCCGAGUUCCUGGAGCUGGCCAAGCUGCUGCCGCUGCCCGCCGCCAUCACCUCGCAGCUCGACAAGGCCUCCAUCAUCCGCCUCACCACCAGCUACCUCAAAAUGCGACACGUCUUCCCCGACGGUCUCGGCGACGCGUGGGGAGCGGCGCCGCCGCCGGCGAAUCCGCGUGAGUCCUGCAUCAAGGAGCUGGGUUCGCACCUCCUGCAGACCCUGGAUGGCUUCAUCUUCGUGGUGGCGCCCGACGGCAAGAUCAUGUACAUCUCCGAGACGGCGUCCGUGCACCUCGGCCUCUCCCAGGUGGAGCUGACGGGCAACAGCAUCUACGAGUACAUACACCCGGGAGACCACGAGGAGAUGACCUCCGUCCUCAGCAGCGCGCAGCCCGUCUUCACGCAUAACCCGCUGGUGCACGAAUUCGAACUCGAACGAGCGUUCUUUUUGCGAAUGAAGUGCGUCCUGGCCAAGAGGAAUGCCGGCCUCACGACGGGAGGCUACAAGGUGAUCCACUGCUCGGGCUACCUGAAGGUGAAGCAGUUCACUCUGGAGUCUUCCCCGUACGACAGCUGCUACCAGAACGUGGGGCUCGUCGCGGUGGGCCACUCGCUGCCCCCCAGCGCCAUCACCGAGAUCAAGCUGCACUGCAACAUGUUCAUGUUCCGCGCCAGCCUCGACCUCAAGCUCAUCUUCCUCGACGCCAGGGUGGCGCAGCUGACGGGCUACGAACCGCAGGACCUGAUCGAGAAGACGCUGUACCAGUAUAUCCACGGCUGCGACAUGAUGCACAUGCGAUACGCACACCAUACGCUUUUGUUCAAGGGUCAAGUAACGACGAAAUACUACCGGUUUCUGACGAAGGAUGGUGGUUGGGUGUGGAUGCAGAGCUACGCCACGAUCGUCCACAAUAGCCGAUCCUCGCGGCCUCAUUGCGUCGUCAGCGUCAACUACGUGCUCAGCGAGCAGGAGGCGAAGGAGCUGGUGCUGAACGUAGAGCAGAUCGCGGGCCGCGAGGAGCUGGGGUCUGAGGGCCCGCCGGCCAAGGCGCGCUCGCCCGUGCGGCAGGCCAAGUUCCGGCCGCUGGCGGCGCCGGCCGCCGCGCCCGCGCCCGACGACGACUACAGCGACUCGUCGAGCGGCGCGCUCGCCGGCUACGCGGCAGACUACGUGGGGCCGCCCCCGCAGUACCCCGCGGCCGGCGGCUACGAGGAGCCCGCCUUCUACUCCGAGCUGUUCUACCCGUACGCCGAGCCGGCGGCGGCGCCCGCCUCCGUCCCCGCGGCCGGCACGCCCCCGCAGCUGGGCCUGGUGCAGCCGCAGCAGCGGCCGUUCAGCUCGUCGUCCAGCAGCUGCAGCAGCUCGGAGAGCGACGUGCAGCCGCCGGCCUUCUGCAUGCCGCUGCACGGGCCCGCCGCGCCCCAGCAGCCGCAGUUCGGCCUCGCCUGCAGCUUCGGCGACGGCCAGCAGGGCGGCGGCCAGCCCUACCACCACCACCACCACCAUCACCACCACCACCACCACCAGCAGCAGGCGGCGCUGGCACAGCCCGGCUACACCAGCGUCAUCGUCGACACGCAGCAGUACCAGCUGGCCAACGAGUACGUCCGCUGACUGGCGCGCGACGCGGAAACCGCCGCCGGCGGUCGCACUGACGCUGCCCGGGAAUGGCAGUGAGGACCCUGCCGCUCCGCUAGAGGCCGCCCCGUCGCCGGCGUCGGCGCGCCUCGACUCCGCGGCUGACGGUGGCGCCGCACCUCUUCCCCAGACGCACCCCGGCCCCGGACAUUCGGGAACGGGACGACUUGCGGCCAGACCUCGCUAGUGCGCUAGACGGAACGCGCGAAGAGAGGAGCCACGCCGUUCGACACUUCAGGUUUCCGACGAGUGAGACUGCGAUUCUCCAUCCUCACUGUACCCUACUGCUCUCUGAUGACGUGUUUCCCCACAACUGACAACUGUAACCGUCAGAGAAGCACCUUCGUCUGCUAAAUCGAGUAUCUUAUUUUUGUCUUCAGGUAUGGACGUGCGGAAAUCGUCGGAGUGUGGCGUCGGAGGUUCUCCGUUACGUCUCGAAUGUACGUCGAUAAGAAGCUUCGGCUUCUGUGAGUUUUGAUUUGUGCGAGAACGAAUAGUAACAGUCUAAAGCGCAAUUUCUUUUACUUCUGUUUCCUGGUGACCAGUUUCGGUUAUCAUAACCGUCAUGUGUUUGUAUUUUCGUAAUUGUGGACAGAAGAUGGUUACGGUAACUGAAGAUGUUUACCACCUAUAAAAGUAAAAGAAAUUAUCAUUUAGACUGUCACUAUUUUUGUAUGUGAGUAACAUUUUGGGAAGUGCGGGGCUGUACUGAUGGGAUCUCGUAGCCCUGGCUGGUAUGCCACGCCUGGAUUGCACCACCCCCCACUCUCACACUUCUUGUCUCCUUUAUGAUUCUCCUGAAAAAUUACUCUUUUUGCAAUACAGGGUUGCCAGCUCAGAGGAACCUCAUCCUGCCUACAACACCCCCCCCCCCCCCCGCCACAACCACCUCCACCUCUACCAUCGCUAUAGUACACAGCAUCCAUAGACACAGCAACAGGCAACCCUCAUAAUUAAUUAACUGGCUGCAAAAGUACAUAUCCUCGACUCUUAUUUGCUCAGCAAAUGCUACCAAUCUAAUGCUUAAUCCUGAGAAACUUGUUUGCUCCUUAUUUUUACGACAGUCUUUUGUCACCCCACUUUACCUGAAUCCUCGACACUGGCCGAGCACUUUUCUCCCCGGUACGGCCCUGGAAGAAUGUAUCGCUAGAUACUUCCGGCCUAGGUACGGGUAGCUAUCCGUAAUACUGGCCAGAUCCUGCAGAACUACUAGAUAUGUCGUGUGAAGCCAUUGUAGCAGACGUCUUGCCACCUGUCGAAAUAUCGGUGCUAAUAUUCACUUCACUAAAUGAAACUUUGAAGUAAUAUUCUUAUGCACUGUGGUAGUGUACCUCAGAAUGUGAAAAGGUGGUUUAUAAGAAACUGACUGUUAAUACAGGUAUCAGUGGAAUAACUUUCAAUUCUUUUGUACUUUACAAAAGAAAUUUAAAAAAAAAAACCUUUUUGGUCUGAGCUAAGAAAUGGAACUAUUUCAGUGUGUCGAAACCACAAUCUCUCUGCAAACUGUCAACUUGCGGUUGUGAUAUUAGUGGAGGUCCUCGACUGAGGUGGGAUAUUUUAUAGUGGAAAUUGUGCAGUAACUGUCAAAGCAGUCAAAACUUUUAAUAGUGCUGCCCAGUACUGACUAAACAAUGUGUGCGUAGUGUAUAUUGUCGUAUGCCGUUGGAAAAUUGUGUGAUAAACUACAGAUAAAACUUUGGUAACAUGCCUGUGAUCAAUAGCUGUGCAGGUUUCUUCUUAAAGAGGCAGAAAGGUUGUUAAAUGAGGACAUGAGCAAUUCUUUUCAGUUACAAUGACUGUUACUUAUAAAAUAACAAAGUGGAACCUUCAAAUCCAAUGCUGUGUUCCACUGUAAUCUGCAUUUUUAAAAUGGUUACAACUGAGUGGCCCAAAAGAUGAAAUUUUCUUCAAAUGUAUUUUUGUAAUGAUAAGAAAGUGUGUGUGCCAAUUAAAAUAAUUAGUUGACUGUAUCAUGGAAAUCUGUUGUAGUGAGUUAUGGUGAAGAUAAACUAUAUUGUAUAUCUCAGUCAUAAGUUGUUUACUUUCCAAGAAACUGUGGAAUUACAGUGAAGUAUUCAGACACAGAUCUCAGAUUUAAUGAAAUUAUUAUAUUGUUAGAAAAUUACUUAAAAGCCUGUCUAUCAAGAUCACAUCUUCACACCUUUCUGGAAGUUGUUUUGGCCUUUAUAUUCGAAGUAUAUGAAGUAGUCAUCAUUAAAAUGUGAAGGAAUUGUAGUGCAAGCAUCACUGUGGAAACUUGACACUGAUUAAUGGGCUUUCAGAACUGAAAGUUAUCUUUUAGGUACUGCUAAAAGGAGGAUGUGAAAAUAGGGGGAAAAUGGUACAGAUGUAAAAAGAAAGAAUAGAAACCUCUUUGUCAACAGAGGCAGCUUGAAUGGAACCCAUUUCAGUAGAGUUCCAGAGACAAGAUCUUAAUUUGCCGUUUUUAGCUUAUUCUUACAUUGUGAUGUACUAACAUCCUGUGAAUGUGUACUUUUUCUUUUGAAUUUUACGUGUUACAUACUUAAUUACUCUCUUAUCUUAAUUUCAACCUCUUGACAUAAUAUCGGACAACUUAGGCUUGAGUGUACAAUUUCUUUCAUCACUUUUCUGUGUUGUUGCCCUGAUUCACAUGAAAGAAACAUUUGCUUCUGAAAGUUCAGCAUUCAGUGUUUUAGCCCUAUAAUUUUAAAGAACACAUACAAUGCAUCUAUCACAGUUUAGUACUAAUAUUUCAAAUUUCUCUGUUAUUUUCAAAUUAUAUUUGUGUUUUCUACAGUAACUAAAAGUUGUUGAUGGAAUAAAAUUAAUGAAAUGAGUCUGAAGCAAUCAUAUGGUGGAUAUGUUGAGCAGAGAGUAAUAGCAUGGAAAAGAAACUGAAAUUUAUAUAUCAGCCAUUGAACUUGUACACUUCUACGUAUCAUUCUCGUGUGCCUAUCUCCUGUUCAGCAUCUCCAUUACAAAGUGAGUGAUUGUUAUUUCAUAUUUUGUUAUGUAUAUUUUAUAUUCCAUUAGCACUGAUGUUAAAGAUGCCAAUAUGAACCUAAAUAAAAAAAGAAUGAUACAUUGAAGAGAACAUAAUGUCUAUAGGAUCAUGAAACUCUUGUGUGUGAUUUUUUCAUUAUUAUUUCAAACAUAAUUACUGCUCAUUGUAUGCUACUUUCAUGCACGUCUCAACAGAAGAGAAAUACUGAAAUCAGAUACAGAUCUUCCAGCCACUUGGAGAGGUGUGUAGGUACUGAUCACAGUUGUCAAACAUUCAUUUUGUGUAGGCAUUAUGUUAAACAGAAAUCACUUCCCAUUGGCCUCCAUGUGAAACUAAGUAUGAUUAAUGUCAAAGUGUAAUUGUUUUUCAUUUUAGCCAAAUAUAGGUCAACUUCACAUGCAAUUAGUCAAUUGACAUACACAGUAUGCUAGGAAAAUCUGAAACAAUUUUUUGUUGUUUCUAACAAAUGCUUGUUAACAUAAAAACAGGUUUCCCAUUUUAUAAUUGAGAUGCAACAAAAUGCAAAAGUUUCAGUUAGUUCUUGCAACAACAACAAAAAAUUAUCAGAUACAGCAUUUGUGUAAAAGGAAGUUUAAAUAUUUUUUCAUAUUGUAUCAAAUAACACUGAAUAGUUUUAUAUCGUAAGGAAAGUAAUUAAGGUAUGAGUAAUGGCUGUACUAGUCCCAAAGAAUACCUGUAUUCAUCAUUGUUCAAAACUGUACAGAUUGUAGAGUGCAUCCAUGUAAAUAAACAGCUAUGUAAUAAAAAGAUAAAUAGAUGAGAAUGUUAUACAAAAUCAUCAUAACCAGUUUAAAAUACAGUGUAAAUUCAUUUUGGAGUGCAUACAAUACUACAUGUACAUAUUUAUGUUUUUCAUAAAAUUAUGCUCGUCAAGACCAAAGAAUGUUAGACUUUAUGUGGUUAGUUAUUGAUAAAACUGAUGAUACCCAUAGCAGGAAGUUUCAGUUAAAAAUAUGUAACAUGAAACUAUAAUAAAAAUGGAAAAUACUUGUAUACCAUAGUACUAAAAUUGGUUAACAGCUUCUGUGGAAGGUAAUAAUGGAAAUAUAUUUCAGAACUCCUAUGUUCUGUAGAAUUGUGAUAAAUACUGUAACGUCUUCCAGAUUAAAAGAAAGCAAAUGAUUUUGUAGGCAAAAUUAAAUGUAUAUUAUGAAGAAAAAAAUUUUUGUACAAUAUUGCCAUCAGUUUUUGCUGCAAGAGACAUGCUCUUGCCAGAAAGUAUAUAUAGAAGACUUUAUAUUAGAGUAACACAAAUUAAUUUUUUUUAUGUGAAUGCACUUUAAAUUCAUGGACCAAACUUCUGUUGAUCACAUUGAAAUAUGCUACAAAACUGUAUUUCCAACAUGACCAAAUUCUUUCUGAAUGAAGAAAUAGUUUAAACUGUUUUAAUUGAUUUGAUACAGCUCACAAAAAUGAAAGUGUUUCCCUAAAAUACAGUAACCCAUGAAGUUGCUUUGAAAUUUAUUUUCUGCAAAUCACCUCAGCUGUGCCAGCUUGAUAAUAAGAAACAAUUGGCCUGUUCCCAUGUAGCUUCUGUAGUUCAACUUGGAUCAAGAAAUUUGUUUAGAAAGUGAGGAAUUAUUUAUAAUGGUUAAUUGAAAUUCAUUCAUCAUUUCUGUAUCCACCACUAUAAUUUUAAGCUGAUAUGGUGAUCUGAAAUAUAUGAUCAGUGCCUCCAUUUAUGCAAAUAUCAUGAUAUCAUUUGUAUUCAAAUGUCGAGCUUAUUUUAAAAUGUUGGUUCACAGAAGUUUAUCACUACAGAAGGCAAUAGCUAACAUAUUUCUCAAACUGAAUAAAGGACAGUUCCUGUGAUCAGAUUUUCUUAUAAUCAAACAACUUGAUAUUAAAGUUGACUGGGACCUGUUGUUAUUGUAAGUAAUUAUUUUGUAAAUAAAGUAUUCUGAUUAGUUG